Caenorhabditis briggsae is the source of this 729-nucleotide messenger RNA. It is a transcript of the gene Cbr-gsp-4, whose product is annotated as Protein CBR-GSP-4. Gene Ontology annotation, cellular component: nucleus; cytoplasm. The transcript is spliced from 3 exons. The record is from RefSeq and is a predicted model, not a curated record. Gene Ontology annotation, molecular function: protein serine/threonine phosphatase activity. NCBI's taxonomy places the organism in Eukaryota, Metazoa, Nematoda, Chromadorea, Rhabditida, Rhabditidae. The coding region runs from base 1 to 729 and encodes 242 amino acids.
AUGACAGCGACAAUCGAUGUCGAUAACUUGAUGAGCCGUCUGCUCAACGUUGGAAUGUCGGGUGGACGAUUGACGACUUGUGUCAACGAACAGGAGCUUCAGACGUGUUGUACCGUUGCCAAAUCGGUGUUCGCAUCUCAGGCGUACCCAGAAAACUUCUUUAUGCUCCGCGGAAACCACGAAUGCCCAGCCAUCAACCGUGUCUACGGAUUCUACGAAGAAUGCAACCGCCGUUACAAAUCCACUCGUCUCUGGUCCCAAUUCCAAGAUUCCUUCAACUGGAUGCCUCUUUGUGGUCUCAUUGGAUCCAGAAUCCUUUGCAUGCACGGUGGCCUCUCUCCUCAUCUCCAAUCUCUCGAUCAACUCCGUCAACUGCCACGCCCACAGGAUCCACCAAAUCCAUCGAUCGGAAUCGACUUGCUCUGGGCUGAUCCGGAUCAAUGGGUGAAGGGAUGGCAGGCGAAUACACGUGGAGUUUCGUACGUCUUCGGACAGGAUGUGGUCAGCGAUCUGUGCAUUAAGCUCGACUUGGAUCUGGUUGCCCGUGCUCAUCAGGUCGUUCAGGAUGGCUAUGAAUUCUUUGCGUCCAAGAAGAUGGUCACCAUUUUUUCGGCUCCUCAUUAUUGUGGACAGUUUGAUAAUUCCGCUGCUACCAUGAAGGUCGAUGAGAAUAUGGUUUGCACAUUCGUCAUGUACAAGCCAACUCCGAAGGCUCUCCGCAAGGGAUAA